Molecule: messenger RNA, 5543 nt
Organism: Triplophysa dalaica
Lineage: Eukaryota; Metazoa; Chordata; Actinopteri; Cypriniformes; Nemacheilidae
Gene: kif20bb
Product: kinesin family member 20Bb
Exons: 31
Coding region: 219-4904 (1561 amino acids)
Biological process (GO): mitotic spindle assembly; microtubule-based movement
Cellular component (GO): spindle microtubule; nucleus
Molecular function (GO): ATP binding; microtubule binding; plus-end-directed microtubule motor activity
Source: RefSeq, a predicted model, not a curated record
UGGUCUGAUUUGAACAGAAAGCCGCGCAACAACAAGAAAGACUCGUGUUAGCGAAUAGCAUCGUGUAUUAUAAACAAAAUAACCCAACAAAAUCGAGUAAGAAACGCGUGAUUGUAAAAGCUAACGUUGAUUUUACACGCAAUUGAAGAUGUGUUUCUACAUUCAUGUUUAGAAGGGAUACGUGUUAAAAAUUCAGAGGGGAUACGUCUUGAAGAACAAUGGAGUCAUGUCUGAAUUACAAACCCGAGCGAGUUGGCUCGGUAACGGUUGAAGACUUAAAAAAGGAUCUAUUUGCGGAGUUCUCCAAACUAUCAAGGGAGUCGGUGUCACUGGAAAAAGAACAUUUGCAGGUCUAUCUGCGUGUGCGUCCGUUCACUGCUGCGGAGAAAGCGGAAGAAGAAGAGCAGAAGUGCAUCUCAAUUGAGGCACCGGAUACUGUGGUUCUGAAGGCACCAAGAGCAUCUCUGACAGCCAGACACAGUGAGAGACUCGGACCACAGCUUGCACAGCGAUUUCAGUUCUCACAGGUGUAUGGCCCAGAAACAACUCAAAGACAGAUGUUCGAUGGGACAACAAAGAGUCUUGUGAAAGAAGUUCUGGAGGGAGGAAAUUCCUUGAUCUUUACUUAUGGAGUUACCAAUGCUGGGAAGACAUUUACAUUUCUUGGCCCUGAAUCAGACAGUGGAAUUCUGCCGAGGUCCCUCAAUGUGAUUUUUAACAGCAUAGAAGGCAGAAUUUAUUCUCAAAAUAACAUCAAGCCUCAUCGAUGUGUUGACUUUACAAGACUCACUAAAGAGCAACAGGAUGAUGAAGCUACACAUAAGAGAAACCUUCUCAGACGAUUUAAAGAUAGUGACUCACAGAAGACCAUGUCAAGUAUCUCUAGUUGUUCAUCACUUGAAAGCUCUACCUCUAGUGAUAUAGAUGGAGAAAGUGUGUGUUUGGAUGAGUCCUCUCAUGUUAAAUUCUCAGUCUGGGUCUCUUUUUGUGAAAUCUACAAUGAAAAUAUCCACGACCUGCUUGAUGUUGUUCCAAAUGGCUCUCAGAAGAGGACCACUUUGCGGUUAGCCCAAGAUGUUAAAGGGAAUGCUUUUGUCAAAGAUCUGAAAUGGGUUCAAGUGAACAGUGCAGAUGAAGCAUACAAAAUUGUGAAAAUCGGAAGGAAAAAUCAAAGUAUCUCAUCCACUAAGCUCAACAACAUCUCUAGCAGAAGCCAUAGCAUAUUUUCCAUUCGAAUUUUGCGGAUUGAAGAUGUGGGUGUUCCCCGAAUACAGACAAUAAGCGAGUUGUCAUUAUGUGAUUUGGCUGGAUCUGAGCGAUGUGCAAAGACUCAGAACAGAGGAGACCGGUUGAAAGAAGCUGGAAACAUCAACACUUCACUGUUAACUCUGGGAAAGUGCAUCAAUGCUCUGAGGCUCAAUCAAACUCAAUCCAAGUUUCAUCAGCACAUACCCUUUAGAGAGAGUAAGCUCACACACUUCUUGCAAGGUUUCUUCUGUGGUCGUGGAAAAGCCUGCAUGAUCAUCAACAUAAACCAAUGUGCCUCAAUGUAUGACGAAACCCUUAAUGUCCUCAAGUUCUCAGCAGUGGCUCAGAAGGUAGUGGUCCUCAAUCCAAAACCAGCUCCUACCAUCGUGGCUAAGAGAUCUGCAAGAGAUGUGUCCAUGAUUAUCAAUAAUGCUGACCAGAAGAACUGGACCAGGAGAAGCUCACUGAUGAGUUGGGAAAUGAGCCUAGAGGAUGUGCAGGAGGAUGAAGAUGAUGACAUGGGUGAGGAAGAAGUGGAGAGUGAUGAUGAGAGCAUGGAAGAAGAAACUGUGCUAGAUGCUGCAGACAGUCAAGAGCUGCAGGAGCUUCAGAUAAAAAUUGAAGAGCUCAAAGACAAGCUGUCCAAAGAAGAGUCUGAAAAGUUGGCCAUGGAAUCUCGAAUUCGUGAAGAAGUCACAGCAGAAUUCAUGGAGCUGUUUUCUAACAUGGAGAAGGAUUACAAUGAACGUCUCCAAAGAGAAAAGGAAAUUGUUGAGGAAAGAGCAGAUAGGAGGCUUGAGAUACUUAAGAAUCUGGUAAACAGAACCAUUGGAGAAAUAAACUCUGACCGUUCUAAUGAGAACUCUGCAAAGGAGGCCGAGAUUAAGUUGUUGGACGGCAUCAUUGAGACAAUGCAAGAUGAUCUAACUAAGAUAAAAGGCGAUGCAGAGGCAGUACAGAUUUGUCUGACAAACGUUCCCGACUUGCUUGAAACUGUCAAUCUUCUGAAGACACAGCUGGAAGAUACGACCGAGCAGCUUGGCAAGAGCCAACAUGUUCUCAGUCUUAAAACCAAAGAGUUUGAAGCAAUGUGUGCUCAGGCGCGGGAAUCAAAUGACCAGCUUCAGGAGGAAAAAAUGAAUCAUGAUUACCAGAAAGUGAGAUGUCAGGAACUGAUGUCAAUCUGUCAGGAGAAAGAUGACAUGAUCUCCAAGUUACAGACAACUUUGGAUCAAAAUGUUGAGGCUGCUACUAAAGAUAGGACUUUUAUUGACACCAUCAAAGAGGAAAUCCUUCAUCUGAGAAAUAACUGUAAGUGUAUGCAGAAUGAAGAUGGUGUUCCUAGAAUGGAAGAAAUAUUGACCCAGGAAAUUCAACAGCUCCUUCAAGAUCUGAAAAUGAAAGAUGAGCAGCUGAAUGAGCUUAAACACAAGCAAAGUUCCCUGGAGAAGAAAGUGUCUGAUCUCAAUGAUAGAUUGGAAAAGCAGACACAUGUAAAUGAAGCCACUGCUUCCUCUUUGGUGAUGGAGAGAGCAGAGGUCACCAAAGUUACAAAUGAAAACAAAGCUCUUGCCAAUGAGCUGCAUCAACUUCAGCAAGCGGCCAAUGACAUGAGCUCUCAGCUCAAAACUGUUCAAAUGGAACUGCAAAGUAAGGGGAAGUUGGCUAAUGAGCUUUCGGAAGAACUGGAUGCAGCCAAAUCUCGGAUCAAGAAACAUCAAGAAGGGUCUUGCGAUCAGUCUGAAACUAUCAAAUCCUUAAUGACAGAAGUGGAUCAUUUACGUCAAGAACUUGGUGCUAACCAGUCAUCACGUGGUGAAACAGAGGCACUCCGUCAUGAAUUUGAGGAGAUGGUGGAGUCAUCUCAGAAGAAUAACAGACGAAACGCCGACCUUGAGCAGGAGCUCAGCCAGACCAGAGUGCAAAUGUGCCAGCUGGAAGAAGUCUGCAGUCAGCUCAGACUCGAGCGUGAUGCCCAGGUGCAGGAGCACAGGAGCCUACUGAGCCAUCAUGAAGCAGAGAAGCUCAACACGACCCGAAUAAGAAGCAACUCUGAGUUGGUGAUACAGCUGAACGAUCUGAAACAACAGCAGGGGAUGCUGGGAAAACAGGAUCAGGGCUCCAGAGAUGAGUGCUGGAAAACUCUGGUGGAACAACUUGUGCAAGUGCUGAGCACAUUGAACCAGAACGAUGAAGUUCUAAACAUAGCAAGAGCCAUUGUAGAGCAGCAACUUUCUAAGGCCAGUGAGGAAACAGAGCAGAGAAUUAAUGAGAUGCAGAAGGAACUGUCUCACAAAAACACAGAACUUAAGAAGAAAGCCCAAGAGCUGUUCAAGUUGAGGGAACUCGAGAAUGAUGGACUGCAUAAAAUAGAGACCAUGAGUUGCUCAUUGCAGCAGCUGGAGCAAGAACGAUCAGAUGCCAGAGAGAAAUUAUGUGAAGCUACAGUGCAAAUUGAACAAUUACAGAAACAGAUCUCAAGCUUGAGUGAGGAAAACCGAUUGUUUCAGCAGAGACUAUGUAAAGUGAAGGAGAUUAAGGAUCAGGUUCUGCAAAGUAUUGAUCCACUGCAGUCUGUGCAAUCCAAAGAAAAUAUACAGCUUUGCCAAUCAACAUAUCUAGAUAUUAUGGCAGAGCAGACUGAGGUGAUGCAUGUAAACUUCAAUAAAGAGAGUGCACAGAUAGAUCAACAGGAAUCGCUUGAGGCCGGAUUGAAUGAUACUGAAGAUCGUGCAAAACCGCAGGACAGAUGUCGCAAUGAAAAUGCUGGCGAUCCCAAGCAUCAUAGCAUCAAAGAGCUGCCUAUUGAGCAGGGAGAUGAUAACCAGGAAAGAAGGCAGGAAAAGGGACUUCAAAAAGCCAUGGGGGAAGAGGAAAUGUUGAGGCAGCAGCUGGCUGAGAAACAAGAUGCCCUUUCAAAAUUACAAAAGGAAAAGGAGGAUUUGGCUGCUUCUCUUGAAUCUGAAACCCAGAAUAACAACCAUUCUGAACAGGCUUCCGAUGUGAAGUCAAAUGAAGAUGACACUUUGAAUCCAACACAAGAGGUGGGAGUUCUGGACUCUUCUGUUCUUUCCACGAAGAGUCUAAGAGAACAGCGCUUCCCUAAACCUGAGCUGGAAAUUAGUUUUACUCCACUUAAACCUGACCGAAUAAAUGUCAGGAAACCAGGAGAGGAAGAAUCUGUUACAAUCAAACUCAGACGUACAGCCAGAAAGAGAAAGAGCCCAGAAAUGCAGAAUGGGGUGGAGUCUGAAAAUCGAAAAAACAGACGACUCAGGGUGAACAAGGAGAACAUCCAGUCUGUUGAGACUUCUAAGGUGCAAGGAAAAACAGCGAGUCAGUUAAAUCAGCAAGAUUCUCCAGCCAGCCUGAUACCUAAAAAAGACUGCGCUCUCCAGAAGAUUGGUGACUUUAUUCAGAGUUCUCCAACUCUCUUUGGUAGCAAAGCCAAGAAGAUCAUGAGCAUGGUUAAAUCCCCUCAACCUCUGAGGCCUUCCGAGAACAACAAACCCAAGAGAUCCAAACGGAAGCUUUUUAAGACCCAUGUUUCCUCUCCGAUGGACAUACCCUCUCAUCCUGUUGGUGGUUGUGAGGAUGAUAAAGAGAGCGAUCACUUGAUUAUCAAGAGAAAACUGAGAACAAGAACUGCUAAGUGAUUUUGAUGAUCAAUUGUAAUGUUAGUUUUUCUUAUCACUGGAAUGUUUUGUAAAUAGCUGUAAUAAGUUUAUGUUUUUGGAAUUGUGAUUUUUACUUCAGCUUUUUACAUCCUGUGAACAAAAUAUGUAAAAACUAAAUGUCAGUUAUUAAAAUAAUAAUUGAGAUAAAAAAUCAAGUAAAAUUUGAGAUGUGUGGUGUUUUUAUACAUUGGAGAAAUAUCUGAUCUGUUAUAUAUUUUGUAAUUAAUAGCUAGCUGGUUCUUAUCGCAGACUAAACCCUGAUUGUGUUAUAAGGACCUGAUAUGAAAGUUUUUUGCAAUACUUACCUCAUGAAUACAUUUUUCUAAAGUAUUUUACUAGCUCAUUUGUAAUGAAUGCAGACCUUUUGUGAGGAAAACCCAUUAACUUUCUCUUUCAAGCCAAGACACGAAAUUCCAACAAGAUAAAUGUGCAAUACGAUUUGUGGUUUGUAAAUAUCUGAUAUAGACGGUUUCAAAGUAACAACAUAAACAAACGCGUCGGUGGACUGCCCUAAAAGGAGCCAGUCUUUGCUGUUUUUGAGGCUUUGUUAAACACCCAAAAAUCAUAAUCAAUGGAUGUUCAUGUUUCUAAUUAAAAAAACUCUUUAUGUUUUACUUA